UGCGUCAACUAUUUGAAAAGCGCUCAUUAAUCAUGAGCAUUUCUCGGUAUCAACAAGGCAAGACUGCUCAUUCGCGAUAGGGUUUUCAAGCCAAGCUCCACGAAUGAGCUAAGCUACAGGCGGUGUGUAAACUGCAGAAUAGAAACACGCUUCUAAAAAAUGCACUAAAAAAUAAAAUAAAAAAUUUUAUCGCGCUACCAUCAGAAAGGUCGACGGCCACGAGCUCUGUUUAUUGGCCCAUAAAACUGCCAAUUUAAAGAAAGAAAAGAAAUCUGGCUUUGGGUUUUUUUUUUCCUUUCUUUUUUUUGCACUAUUAGUGACAAGCAGGGAUGGAACGGCCACAAGGAGCAGCUGCUGGAGACAGCCACGAAAAAUUCCCGUCUGAGUGUGUUUGCGACGACGAAGGCAUGUCGGUGGUGCUUCGAAGCGGGCGCCGAUAGAAUGACAGCGUUGGCAUUCGCACUGCGUCACCUGCGGCGGAGCAACUUUGAAAAGACCGCCCUCUUCUCGAAAGCCGGGAACAUUUGGGCCAACAGCCUGCGCACUCUGGGUCUCAUCGAUAGCCUUGGUAUGCGGAUGAUGUGUGUGGGUCAAACUGAAGUCAUUCCGAUUGAGCUACAAAUUAAGCUAGCUGAAUUGGAAGCGGCUACCUCGCACGGUCAAAGGUCACACACUUGCCUGGUCUGCACUGGUUACAGCAGUAAAACCCAGAUGGCUCGUGCUGCCUUGUAUCUGGCUAAAGCCGUGAAAGCAGCCACUAUUACGACCGAGGACGUCACAGUGGAACUGCUGGACGCUUACAUUGCUCACACGGAAUGCUCGGAUGUGGACAUGCUGAUGCGAUGUGCAGACCCUAAGUUCAGUGAUUUUAUGUUAAUGCAAUGUAGUUACGCCUACCUGCACAUGACACCAAAGCUGUGGCCGGACGUCGACUUUUGGGAGUGGAUCUGCGCAUUUCUCAUGUACCAACUACACUGGCGUAAUAUCUCUACAGCAAAAGAAAAGCAUCGUGCUCUAGAGCCUUCUCGGCGUGGCUCGCCAGAUCCUGGACGUGCGUUACGUCAACAAACCUUCAUAGAAAGCGUUAGAGCCGCCGGCACUAAGACCUUCGCCCACGGUGGGGCAAACCUGAAGAAAUAGAUGCAAAUAAAGCAGC
Dermacentor andersoni is the source of this 1156-nucleotide messenger RNA. Its product is annotated as dehydrodolichyl diphosphate synthase complex subunit Dhdds-like. Lineage: Eukaryota; Metazoa; Arthropoda; Arachnida; Ixodida; Ixodidae. Gene Ontology annotation, molecular function: ditrans,polycis-polyprenyl diphosphate synthase [(2E,6E)-farnesyl diphosphate specific] activity. Gene Ontology annotation, biological process: polyprenol biosynthetic process. Gene Ontology annotation, cellular component: endoplasmic reticulum. The record is from RefSeq and is a predicted model, not a curated record.